AUGGAUUCGGAAAGGAUGCGCGUGCUCGUCACGGGCGGAUCCGGAUUGGUCGGGAAGGCCAUCGAGCACGUGGUGAAACAAGAAGGCGGCUGUCUGGAGGGCGAACAGUGGACCUUCCUCUCCUCCAAACAGGCCAACCUUGUGUAAGUGAUGUCACAUGAGCCUUAAAUUCUCAGCAGAGCUGGUCUGAGGCUUGGUCGUUGCAGAGAAAAAUGUCCUACUCUAUAUACAAGAGAUGCCAUGGUCCCAUCUACAUGCCCGAGAAAUAUUAGCAUGUCUGUUCUACAUAACAUAUUUCUAUAGGAACGUUAUGUCAUACUGAUUUUAAUAUUUGUAAAUUCCUGUUAUGGCCCUUUUACAUCUGGGGUCGAUUUUGUGGUUCCAACAGGAACGAACUAGAUAAAAGAAGUCCCAAAAAUAGGUUCACUCAUAGAAAAAUUAAUAUAUUCUAUUCUCUGCUAUUCUAUUAUUUUCUAUUCUAUAGAUAGAUGGAUUGAUGGAUAGAUAGAUAUAUAGAUAUAGUUUCUAGCUCCUGUUGGAACCACAUAAUUUUAUGAGAUUGAUGUGUUUGCCAUUAAAUGGGAUGAUGAUGAUGAUGAUGAAUGGUGAUGAAUAAUGACAGUUGUACAAUGUUCUGCCAGAGAUCUACAACAGACAAUAGCAGUUUUUAAGAAGUAUCGGCCCACCCAUGUCAUCCACCUGGCUGCCAAGGUGGGAGGACUCUACCUUCACAUGAAGGAGAACCUACACUUUCUGGUGAGCUUCAUUACCUAACUACCCAGUUUGUUUCAAUACCUAGGCUAUAUGUUUUUGUCAUAAAGUAGAUUUGUUAAAUCAUUUCUAACUCACCGGACCAUUUUUUUCCUCAAAGCUCCCACACUGGCUAAUUUUUUACCUGGAGGACCUGAUUGUUAACCAAAUAAUGAAAUAUUCUGUACAAAACCCCCAAUUUAGACAAGCCGAUGGGCUGAAGAUGGAACCAGCCCAUCUGGCAUUUUGCCUGAACUGUCCAAAGGCCAGUCCGUUUCUGUGUUCAAUUCUGUAGAGUAUUUUGUUCAGAUCAGUGUGUAUUUGUCCCAUAGCUUAGUAUAGUAUUGAGUGACACAUAACCAAUACAUCAAACAUACAUACUUUAUGACUAAAUAUUUGUGUGUACUGUAUUUGUUCUGUGUAAUUAUGUCAUAUACAGGGUGUUUGUUUUGUGUUGUUCAGUACGUUUUUUGUCAUUGCAUUGCCGUGAAAUGGUUUGUUUUAUCUAGCUACCGGUUGAGUGCACUGACUGUAAGUAGCCCUGGAAAAGAUAUUCUGCUAAUGACCUAAAUAUAAAUGUUUGACUGGCUGGGCAACUACUUAGGCUGAAAUUCAAUUGAGCUUGUCAAAGUGAAGUUUACACACAGUGACUUUGUUGACAUAGUACUGCUCACACCCACUUCUUAAUCUUUUUCGGAAAGGGUAUUAAUCCAUCUGUGAAGGGAGCUUACAGGAGAGCUUGUUAUCACAGUAUCCAAAUGCAUGCAUUGAAUUCAUUUGUGGGAAAAAAAGUUGUGUAAAGCCGCAAUGCAGGUUUGAUUGAAUUGAGACCACAGUUUUUUGCCUUCACAGAGGGACAACCUUCGCAUCAAUGACAACGUGCUGCAGACAUCUCACGAAAUGGGCGUCACCAAGGUGGUGUCCUGCCUGUCCAGCUGCAUCUUUCCUGACAAGACCACCUACCCUAUCGAUGAGAGCAUGGUGAGUUGAACAACCAAUAAGACCUUAUCGAUGAGAGCAUGGUGAGUUGAACAACCAAUAAGACCCCAUCAAUGAGAGCAUGUUGAGUUUAAUACUAAAAUAUUAUGGUUGCAUCAAAUGGCACCCUAUUCCCUAUAUAGUGCAUUAAUUUUGACCAGAGCCCUAAUGGCACUGGUCAAAAGUAGGAGGUCAACAGUAUAGGGUGCCAUUUGGGAAACAACCAGUGGGAUGACAGUAGAACUGUGUUUGGGAACCUCUGGCCCUCCAAACUGUGAUUUUUAAGAAAAGCUGGUGUAUGAUCACUCAUGCUUUCCUCCUUCCCACAGAUCCACAAUGGGCCUCCACACGACUCGAACUUUGGCUACUCACAUGCCAAAAGAAUGAUUGAUAUUCAGAACAGGUGA
Messenger RNA from Coregonus sp. 'balchen', 2135 nucleotides. Lineage: Eukaryota; Metazoa; Chordata; Actinopteri; Salmoniformes; Salmonidae. The record is from the annotation of a GenBank genome assembly.